Vigna unguiculata (cowpea) is the source of this 2596-nucleotide messenger RNA. Its product is annotated as serrate RNA effector molecule-like. Gene Ontology annotation, biological process: primary miRNA processing; mRNA processing. Gene Ontology annotation, cellular component: nuclear body. The record is from RefSeq and is a predicted model, not a curated record. Lineage: Eukaryota; Viridiplantae; Streptophyta; Magnoliopsida; Fabales; Fabaceae.
AGUCUACCGUGAAAACUGCGAAACGUCGUGAGAAGGAAUAAAAAGACUGAAGAAGCUGUGUCUGCGAAAACGCUGUGAAAAGAAAAAACGCAAAAGUUAUCAUCGUCAUCGUCUUCUUCCCAUACAAACCCCAUUUUCACUCCAAUUCCUCACACAAAUCGAAUCUCUUCACACUUUCUUUCUCUCUCACUUCCUUUCUCCCUUUUCCUAAAUUUAGGGUUUGCCAAAUUCCAAUGGCGGAGGUCAUGAAUGUGCCUCCAGAAUCCCUCGACAAAUCCCCUUCCUCCGACGCUCCCCCUCCUCCGCCGCCGCCUGCACCUCCGACUGAGCCCUCCCCUGUCGCGGACGACCUCCCUCCCCCGCCCCCGCCGCCGCAUUACCAGCCCCGGCGAAGAGACCGCAGAGACGACAGGGAUUUCGAUCGCCCUCCCAACCGACGUGGCGAUUACUAUGACCGCAACGCGUCGCCGCCGCGAGACAGAGACCGGGACAGGGACAGGGAUUUCAAGCGCCGACGUAGCCCGAGCCCUCCCCACCGCGACCAGCGGUAUUCUCCGGCAUCGCGGCGUUCGCCUCCGCCGUACAAGCGGUCGCGUCGGGGGAGUCCUCGCGGCGGCUAUGGACCUGAUGAUAGACAUGGGUAUAAUUAUUAUGGUGCUUAUGAACGGGGAUUGGGUGGAAGAGGUGGUUAUGCAGAUGAGAAGUCCUAUGGUAGGUUUGGACCACGUUCUGGUGGGGGGUAUCAGAAUGGGAUUUCUGAUGUAGAAUCCAAUCGUGGUUAUGGAGACAUGCCAAGCCAAAGGGAGGGGCUGAUGUCCUAUAAGCAGUUCAUUCAGGAGCUUGAGGAUGAUAUACUACCUGCUGAAGCAGAGCGUAGGUAUCAAGAAUACAAGUCAGAGUAUAUUUCAACCCAAAAACGAGCUUAUUUUAAUGCUCAUAAGGACGAGGAGUGGUUGAAGGAUAAAUAUCAUCCAACAAAUUUGCUUACUGUCAUUGAAAGGAGGAAUGAAAAUGCUCGACAGCUAGCAAAGGAAUUUUUGCUUGAUUUACAGAGUGGAGCAUUAGAACUAAAUCCUGGUUUGGAGGCCUCUGUAUCCAACAAAUCAGGGCAAGCUAGUGAGCCAAAUUCAGAGGAGGAAGCAGACACUGGAGGCAAACGAAGAAGGCAUGGAAGGGGACCUAAUAAAGAAAAUGAUUUCUCAGCUGCUCCAAAGGCUCACCCAAUCAGUUCUGAACCAAGAAGGAUACAGGCAGAUGUUCAACAGGCUCAGGUCCUUGUCCGUAAGCUUGAUGCUGAAAAAGGGAUUGAAGAUAAUAUUUUGUGCAGCAGCAGCGAUCACAAUAAAAAUGAUGACAAGGCACACAGUGGAUCUGUGGGCCCCAUAGUAAUUAUUCGAGGCCUAACAUCUGUUAAGGGUUUAGAAGGUGUCGAGCUUCUGGAUACACUUAUAACUUACCUUUGGCGGAUCCAUGGUGUAGAUUAUUAUGGCAUGAUUGAGACUAAUGAGGCCAAGGGCUUUAGGCAUGUGAGACCAGAAGGGACGGGGCAUGAAGAAACAGGUAAAUCAGGGUCUGAUUGGGAGAAGAAGCUUGAUUUAUUUUGGCAAGGAAGGCUGAAUGGUUUGGAUCCCUUGGAAAUAAUGACUGCUAAGGAGAAGAUAGAUGCUGCAGCAAUGGAAGUAUUGGAUCCAUAUGUUAGAAAAAUUAGGGAUGAAAAGUAUGGAUGGAAGUAUGGAUGUGGAGCUAAGGGCUGCACAAAGCUUUUUCAUGCUGCGGAAUUUGUGCACAAACAUCUGAAGCUCAAACACCCAGAGCUUGUUCUGGAGCAGACUACCAAAGUACGAGAGGAUCUCUACUUUCAAAAUUACAUGAAUGAUCCAGAUGCUCCUGGCGGGACACCCAUAAUGCAGCAAUCUCAGAAGGACAGGCCCUUAAAGCGAAGAUUAGCUAUUGAGGGUCGAUUGAGAGAUGAUCGUGGUAAUAGACGAGACCAUGAUCGGAAUGACAGAAUGAAUGGAGAUAGGCCUGAUAAUUCCCCAUCCAGUGAAAGACAGUCACUUGAGAUGGGAAACCGUGAUGAAGCAAUGUAUGCAGGGCCAGCCGUACCUCCAUUUGCCUCAGAUAUACCUCCUCCACCAGUGUUGAUGCCUGUUCCUGGUGCUGGGCCUUUGGGACCGUUCGUUCCUGCUCCCCCAGAAGUUGCAAUGCAGAUGUUAAGAGAUCAAGGAGGACCAACAUCAUAUGAUGCCUCUGGAAGAAAGAUGCGGGGUGGCCCUCAUUUGGGUGGUGCAGCACCAAUUAUUGCUGUUCCUCCAAACUUUCGACCAGAUCCUCGGCGGAUGCGAAGUUAUCAAGAUCUGGAUGCCCCCGAGGACGAGGUCACUGUUAUCGACUAUCGGAGUUUGUAGGCGAUUUUUGGUGGACACUGAUACACAUUUUACUGAGGCUCUGUCUUUGAUGAUUCGUUGGAGAAAUUUGUGUUACGAGGGAUAGACUUUGACUUGUACUACAUUUUACAUUUUAGAUUUUGAUAUGUAUAUUUCUUAAACUAAAUUUCCUUCUAAUAUAAUUUUUUGGGUUGACAAUUUUCUUUUAA